UCCUAAAAAUCCUCAAAUAAAGACAAAUAUAAUUUCAAAAUUAUUUAUCAAUUAAAAAAUGAAUGUCCCAAACGCUGUAUUGUAGAGAAAAAAAUUAUUGCUAAAACCAGUCAGCACAGUGAAAAAAUGAAACACUUUCUUACGGAUACUGCGGCUUGAUUGUGUAAUGCGAAAGGAAGCAGACGCAUCGUUAUUUGGUUUAGAUGAGGAAAACUGACGCACACUCGCAGUUGGGCGAUGGUUACGUUUGGGCGUUGGAUUUUCAUCGCCCUUUUGGGCCUCAGCGGGCCCUGCCUCGUGUGGGGCGGCAAACCUUGCGAGAAACCUUUGAGAACCAAAGUUACUCAAGGAUUGGUUACAACGGACGGAUCGCUUCAAACGCCGGAUGGGAUCACGUACCGGAAGGGAACUUUCUGGCCAGAGAAGAAUUUCUGGUGGGCUUGUCCGUGCCUGUUGGGACCGUGCGUCCGACAAUGCCAAGCAGAACUGGCAAGAAAGGCUAAUUUGUCGAUGGCCCGACAACCCGCCAUGAUCCAAAUUUGGGAGGACGGAAGGGACCGUUGGGUUCCAAUGAACAAAUAUUUCCACGUCGUUUUUGAGGUUGAAUGCAAACAGGCUUUCCCGUUGGAACCAGAAUAUGAACCUUUAGACGAAUUUCAUAUUCUUGCAAAUGGAUCGAUCAAGUUCCCGCACCCCAAUAUUUCUGAUGAAAUCCGCCACGACACGGCUGAAAAAUACUGCAUGAUCCCUCACGAGGGAAAACUGCAAACCGUCAUGAUAUGUUCACAUGUAAUAGAAAGCACAAUGCAGAACCUCAAAUUCAAAAUCUACCCGGCGUUUUUCAUAUUGAGCGCAAUCUUUUUGCUUCUGACUCUGCUGGCGUUCGUUUUGACGCCCGACCACAACACGAUUCACAGCAGAUCCGUCGUUUGCCAGUCCGGAAGUUUGCUCAUAACGUUCAUUGGCCUCACGAUUACAUACUUGACCGGAGAAAGAAGCCACAUAAAUGUCUGCAUUGUUGUUGCUUACAUCACUUAUUACUUCCUGUUGGCCUCUUUUUUCUGGCUCAACGUGAUGUGCAUCGACAUUUAUUUGACUUUCAGCGGAUCGAUGCUGCGGACACACGAUCGAAAGUUUCGCGUCUUCUCGCUGUACGCGUGGUGCACCCCACUUGCGCUUUUCAUUGUAACAGUGGCUUUGGACCGAACCACUAAAAAUCCAGCCUGGAGUCCUGGAAUUGGGCAAAAAAGCUGCUGGUUUCAAAGUUUUGGGUCGAGCUUCCUUUACUUUAAUGGACCAGUUUUGGCUCUGCUGUUGCUCAAUUCGUAUUUGUUUGGAACGACAGUGUGGCGGCUGUGGAAGAUGCGAAAGGAGACGGGCAGGAUGCUGUCGACCGCCGACAGCCACGUCCACAAACAAAACCAGCACGAGAAGGACCGACUCAGCAUGUACGUCAAACUGUUUCUGCUGAUGGGGUGCACAUGGUUUCUGGAAAUCAUCUCGUGGGCCAUCGGCGGCCCGGACGCGAUUUGGUUCGUCACGGACUCCAUCAAUUGUCUGCGCGGGGUGCUCAUUUUCUGGUUCUGCGUUUGGUCCAACAAAACCAUGCGCCAGGCGUUGAGGGACAAAUUUUGGCCCAAGAAAAAGGGGAAAAUGAAACUGAGCACAAUUAAGCCGGAACCGGAUGCCAGCUCCGGAUUGACAGCCUCGACGUCCGCUUACAACAUUUCAUCUCAAGUCGAAUAAUUGCAAGAGGAGGUUUCCAACAGCGUGAGCGUGAACAAAAGUUCCCAUUGCCAAAUAUAAUGAAGUUAAUAAUAACGCCUCCUCCACUGUUUGAAGCGUAUUAUGUGAAUUCGGUGGUCACUGGUAAAGUCUUAGGAGUAUAUUAUGAUAUCAUGUACAUACAUCAAGGGUUAGGUGAAUGAUGAUCAUUAACAAGGAAAUUAACAUUUGAAACUCCAAGCAAAACUGAAUGCUGAAUUUUUAAAGUCUUGAAAUUUUUGUCGGUAUUUCGAAUUUCUGCUGCAAUUCCUCAGCCCUCCAGAUGUGCCAAUAAGCCGUGUAUAAUAUCAAAGCUAAACAGCAAACUCCGAAGACUUUCACUCCCUAUAUAAGAAUUAUAAUUAUUAUAGGUUUUCUGUCUCUUCUGGCUGUGUGGCAUUUAAAUGUAUGUGUAUAAAAAAGCGUAUUGCCCAGCAUGCAGUAAAUUGUACUGAACCCUAGAAAUGACAACAGAACCAAAUUGUAUAAUUAUAAUUGAGAAGAUUGCCUUUUUUUCUUAUUCUUCCUGAAAGGCAUCAGGUAUACUUACACACAAAAAGCAGAGGCCAUACAAAAAAAUGUCGCUCCUUUCUGACACAACAACAAUUUCGCUGCGCGCUUUUCUUCUGCUCUUUUUAUUUAAAAUAUUUUUUACUUCUCAUACCAAUUUUAUUGUUCCAACAAAAAGUGCAUUAUCGCAUUAUCACUGUCGAGAUCAAUAGAGAUAUUUGUUGGAUUGUUUUAACCAAAUGGGCCAAUUUUGUCAGUAAGUUGUUAUUGAUUAGGAAUUUCUAUAAAAUAUGUAUUAUUCGUGACACAGAGAUUCAAAAAUUAUUCUUGAUUGCUGGAAUUGCUGAAGCAAGUUUAGUUACAUACGUUUCAUAUAGAGCUCAGUAAAAAAUUUCCUAUAAUGGUAAGUGUAUCCAACAUAUUUUUAAAACUCAGCCAGGCAUUAAUUUGCAUCCUUCUAAACCAUUUAUGCAUUUAUCAGACUUUGGUGAUGCGUGCAAGGCAAUACGAAAAGCAAUUUUAAUCCUUUUGGUAAUUCCGACUAGUUUACCCUCGAUGAUGAAAUUAUUGUUUUACUCUCGAUGAUGAAGAAUUUAAAAUUUCAGCAUUGAAGUAACUUUUUUUUGUCCUCGAUGACGGAAAAAAUUUAGAGUUUUUUUCAUUCGACGCUACUAGCACAUAAUUAUUCAAAGUAAUUCAAGUUCCAUUUUUAUAAACGAACUAUUUUAAUUCAUAAUUAAUUGAUUUUUAACUUGAUGAGAAGUGGUUUUAUGUGACUGUUCUUGAUAUCAUUUGUAUGCUUUUUUUAAUUUUGAUUUGUGCAAUAAAACUAAAGUAUAUGAAAUGGUCUGUU
Molecule: messenger RNA, 3127 nt
Organism: Neocloeon triangulifer
Lineage: Eukaryota; Metazoa; Arthropoda; Insecta; Ephemeroptera; Baetidae
Product: G-protein coupled receptor Mth2-like
Exons: 7
Coding region: 238-1746 (502 amino acids)
Biological process (GO): G protein-coupled receptor signaling pathway; cell surface receptor signaling pathway
Cellular component (GO): membrane
Molecular function (GO): G protein-coupled receptor activity
Source: RefSeq, a predicted model, not a curated record